UUUUGACUGUUUUGCACCCUACAAUGAAAUCGAAAAUAUCUUGUUGGUUUAUAUUUAUAAAUCUCAUCGUCAGUUUGGCUGCACACAACACUGGUGAAAAUGGACAAGUCUGGAAAUUAUACGUGUACAGAUUACAGAGGCUAUUCCAUCAAUAUAAGCGACUCGGCUGCGGUCAAGGCGAUAUGGCGUCGGUGUGUGGGCAGGGCAGCUCUUCUCAUCUCUAUCUGUUUUGCCCUGGCUAUGGCUUUCGGGUUUUUGGCGCUCUACAAAUGGCGGCAUUUCAAAACCGCACUGCGCAAAGUAUUCCUGAACAUUCUGCAUUCUGUCAGAAUGAAAACCAUGAGAGAGUAUCGAUACCAAGUGUUCAUCGGGUACGCGGAUGACGAUUUCCGAUUCAUACGCCAUAUACUGCGCAGGUACUUGGAAGAUGACCUGAAUCUGAGCACAUACAUCCACCAGCGUGACCUGGGGCCCGGCUACCUUGACCAGCAGCUACUGGAUGCUAUCCAAGACAGUUGGAGACUCGUUCUUGUGCUCUCAGUUAACUUCCUGCGUUCUUAUGACAAGGCCCAUCUUGUCAUGAAGAUGUGUACGUCUGCCUUGACCCCAUUGAACCCAGACCGCAUUCUAGUUUUGGUGCAGAAAGAUCAAGGCCGCUACAUCCCCGAUUACAUCCUGGCGGCGGUGGACGAGGGUCAGCUGAUCACAGUGACCAACCUACAGGAGCAACUCAAUUACGAACAGAAACAACGCAUCAAACAUCUCAUUUUGUCAUAAUUGUGACAGUGCAUCAAACACUUUAUCGUGUCAUGAAUGUAACAGUACAUCAAAGAUUCUCCUUGACAGUACAGUAAGGGUUUCAUCCUGUCAUGAAAAUGUCAGUCCAUUAGACAUUUUAUCUUAACAAUUCAUCACAUUUAUCAUCUGGUCCUGAAUGGGACAAUAUACCAAACAUGUCAUCUUGACAGAAUAUCAAACAAACUGUCUUAAUUAUGAAUAUGACAGUACAUCAAAUAUCUUGUUUUGGAAUAAACGUGACAGCACAUCAAACAUCUAAUAUAUUUAUGAAUGUGACAGUUAAUCAAAGAUCCAAUCUUGACAGUUCGUCAAUCAUCUCAUCUUGCAAUUAAUGUGACAGUGCAUCAACUUUUCUUCAUGUUGAAUGAACAUUACAAUUUUUAAUCUAAUCACGAAUAUGGCAAUCCAUCAAAUGUCCAAUCUUAACAGUUCAUCACACUUCAUACCUGGCACUGGAUUUGACAACUCACGGUAAUCUCAUCUUACCAUGAAUGUAACAGUAUAUGCAACUUCGAAUCAGGUCAUAGAAUUGACAGUACACAAUAUAGUUUGUCUUGCCAUGAACUUGACAAUUCAUCACACCUUUCAUUUCGUCCCGAAAAUGAAAUAGCAUUACAUCAAAUAUCUCGUCUUAUUAUGAAGGUGACCUUACCGACAUGAACAUACUGAAUAAAAUUUCUCAUCUUGUUGGAAAGAAAACAUGCCUGCAAGUAUUUCUGCUGCUACUGUUCGAAAAAGUGCAAACAAUAAAAGCGAAACUAACA
Messenger RNA from Aplysia californica (California sea hare), 1562 nucleotides. Its product is annotated as toll-like receptor 4. The transcript has 4 exons. Bases 100 to 777 code for a protein of 225 amino acids. Gene Ontology annotation, biological process: signal transduction. The record is from RefSeq and is a predicted model, not a curated record. NCBI's taxonomy places the organism in Eukaryota, Metazoa, Mollusca, Gastropoda, Aplysiida, Aplysiidae.